This is a messenger RNA of Sitophilus oryzae (rice weevil), 483 nucleotides long. RefSeq names its product piggyBac transposable element-derived protein 3-like. Bases 75 to 467 code for a protein of 130 amino acids. Gene Ontology annotation, molecular function: sequence-specific DNA binding. The transcript is spliced from 2 exons. The record is from RefSeq and is a predicted model, not a curated record. Lineage: Eukaryota; Metazoa; Arthropoda; Insecta; Coleoptera; Curculionidae.
CUACAUGUUAUAUUUUCACUUGUUAGUGUGUGAAAAUUACACUUUAUUGAGUUCGACUUUUUUCAGUGUGUGACAUGGAUGAUUCGAGGUAUUGGAAAAGACCACUGAAAUUCCAUGAGUUGUUGGAGGAAAUUGCAAAUCUCGAUGCAGAAAUACCGAAUAAUAUUUACAUAUUGCCUCCUGAGAAUGCAAAUGAAGAAAUCACAGAUGAAGAUUCCGGGGAUGAAGAGACCGUGAAUAUGAACAACUUACCUGGAAGUCAGCUGCGUGCCGAAGUACAAGUAAGUUUUGAGGAACGUACUCAAACUCCGGAACCUCAAACUCCGGAACUAGAGAGCGAUCUUUGGGAUAGUGAAGAUGAUUUACCUUUGUCCGUUUUCCGUACUAAAGAAACUGGCUCGAAAAAAAAAGCGCAUUUACAAAUGGUUGCAAACAGACAUAAAUUCAGAUUUUUCUUUGUGGAAUGAUAUUUAUGGACCAAAA